GUAUUUCAAUCAUGUAAUAUUACUUUAAAAUGAAUCGCUUUUUCUGCCUUAAGAAAAAAACCUUCAAAUUUGUGUAUUAAACACUCACAAAGAAUACUAAAAUUUGAGUGUUAAACUCUUAAAAAAACGCCCAAAUUUGGGUGUGAUUUCGGACACCAUCAAUUAAUGGUUACACUCGACAUUGAAGGUUAACGCAAAAAAAGAAAAACCAUUACGACAAAAUACACCCAAUUAUAGAGAUCUUGACGGAUCAAAACGAUAAAUUGAAUGUUAACCCUCAAGUGGAAAUCUAUUUAGAAAUGAAUACUCAAUUUAUGUGUCAUUUCGGACCGCGAAUGCCUAAGUUCUAAUUUGAAAAAUUGUGAAUAUGUGUAAUAAUCGUGUAAUUAACUUCUUUUAACGUGUCCAUGUAACAUUAAAAUAAAAAAAUUGUUAAAAAACCGUUUUAUUUGUUUACAGCAGACGUAAAUAAAUUAACCAUAGCUGAAGCGGCUGCACAAGCUUUCGGUUUCUUUUUGGCUGGCUACGAAACGUCAGCCACAACAGCUUCAUAUUGUUUGUAUGAAUUAGCGUGCAAUCCUGAUAUACAGGAUAAAGUUCGCACAGAAAUUGAUGAAUUAUUAGAAAAUCAUGAUGAUAUCGUACGAGGCUGCAAAUGAAAUGAAAUAUUUUCAAAACAUAAUAAAUGGAACUUUAAGAAAAUAUCCCCCACUAUCCAUUUUAUUUCGGAAGUGCACUAGAGAUAUGGAUCUCUCAGAUACAGAUAUCCACAUUUCAAAAGAAACUAUAAUCAUUAUACCGGUGCUUGGAUUGCACCGCCAUCCAACUAUAUAUCCGGAUCCGGAUUUUGAUCCGGAACGAUUCACCGAAGCCAAUAAAGCAACAAGGCACUCGUUUGCAUAUUACCAUUUGGUGAAGGACCACGGAUGUGCAUGGACAUACAGAGUGUUCAUUAAUGGUUGUUACACCUUUUACCAUAAGAGCGCGCCUUAACUAUGACUUACUAAUUUAUGUGAAGUGAAGUCGUAAGUCAUUUCUUAUGGUAAAAGGUGUAUACUACCAUUAAUGAACACCCUGUAUUUAAUUAAUAAUCGUCUAAAGUAUUUUAUACCUAAGACGUUUACACAUGUACGCUAAGACAAAUAAAAGUGGGACUUGCAAAACUGUUGUUAAAAUAUAAAUUCAAACCACAUCCAAAAACUUCAAUCCCGUUAACGUUAGAUAAAAAGUCAGUUUUAAUAGUUACGGCAAAAGGCGGAAUACAUCUAACUAUUGAUCAACGAUAAC
Molecule: messenger RNA, 1287 nt
Organism: Solenopsis invicta (red fire ant)
Lineage: Eukaryota; Metazoa; Arthropoda; Insecta; Hymenoptera; Formicidae
Product: cytochrome P450 6l1-like
Exons: 3
Coding region: 631-993 (120 amino acids)
Molecular function (GO): oxidoreductase activity, acting on paired donors, with incorporation or reduction of molecular oxygen; heme binding; iron ion binding
Source: RefSeq, a predicted model, not a curated record